This is a messenger RNA of Struthio camelus australis, 951 nucleotides long. Its product is annotated as olfactory receptor 52K2-like. Gene Ontology annotation, cellular component: plasma membrane. The record is from RefSeq and is a predicted model, not a curated record. Lineage: Eukaryota; Metazoa; Chordata; Aves; Struthioniformes; Struthionidae. Gene Ontology annotation, biological process: G protein-coupled receptor signaling pathway. Gene Ontology annotation, molecular function: G protein-coupled receptor activity; olfactory receptor activity.
AUGCCAUACCUGAAUCGCUCCAGCCCUCUGUCCUUCAUCCUGGCAGGCAUCCCAGGUCUGGAGGUGGCUCACUUCUGGAUUGCCUUCCCAUUCUGCACCAUGUACUUCAUGGCAGUGCUGGGGAACAUCACAGUCCUCCUGGUGAUUAGGAUGGACCCCAACCUGCACCUGCCUAUGUUUUACUUCCUCUCCAUGCUGGCUGCCAUUGACCUGGUGCUCACCACUUCCAUGAUGCCCAAGCUCCUGAGCAUCUUCUGGUUUCAAUCCCAUGAGAUUGUCUUUGAGGGCUGUGUGGUCCAGAUGUUCUUCAUCCAUGGCUUCUCUGCAGUGGAGUCAGGGAUACUGCUUGCCAUGGCUUUUGACCGUUACUUGGCCAUCUGCAAGCCCUUGCACUACUCUGCCAUCCUGAGCUGCCCCACUAUCACCAAGCUGGUCUCGGCUGCUGUGGUGCGUGGCCUUAGCCUCAUGACCCCUCUGACAUGUAUGGUGAGCAGCCUGUCCUACUGUGGCCCCCGUGUCAUUGCCCACUCCUACUGCGAGCACAUGUCAGUGGUGAAACUGGCCUGUGGGAACACUUGGGCCAAUAACAUCUAUGGGAUCACAGCUGCCACCAUCAUGGUGGGCUUAGACUCCAUACUCAUCACCAUCUCCUACAUGCUGAUCCUGAGGGCAGUCAUGGGCCUCCCCUCCAAAGAGGCUCGCCUGAAAUCCUUUGGUACCUGUGGCUCCCACAUCUGUGUCAUCUUGCUCUUCUACACACCAGGACUCUUCUCCUUCUACACACAGCGCUGGGGCCAGAGCAUCCCCACUUAUCUCCAUAUCCUUACGGCAGACCUCUACCUACUGGUGCCUCCCAUGCUCAACCCGCUUAUCUAUGGCAUAAGGACCAAGCCGAUCCGGGAGCGGGUGCUCACCCUGGUCUGGGGGAAAGGGAUCCAGCCUGUGUCUUGA